AUUCAGUGGCUCGAGCACGGAAGUGUUUGCAUCCUUCGUCAGGAAGACAGCAGUACUAAAGUGUUAAAUCUAAAAUGGGAGGAUUCUUUUCCAGCCUCUUCUCUGGCCUGUUUGGCACCAGAGAGAUGAGAAUCCUUAUUUUAGGUCUGGAUGGAGCUGGAAAAACCACAAUAUUGUACAGACUUCAAGUGGGAGAAGUGGUCACCACAAUUCCUACUAUUGGGUUUAAUGUGGAGACUGUGACUUAUAAGAACCUUAAGUUUCAAGUGUGGGAUCUUGGUGGACAGACGAGUAUCAGGCCAUACUGGCGGUGUUACUACUCCAACACGGAUGCAGUGAUUUACGUGGUGGACAGCAGUGAUCGUGACCGAAUGGGCAUCUCCAAAUCUGAACUGGUGGCUAUGUUGGAGGAGGAAGAGCUGAAGAAAGCCAUCCUGGUGGUGUUCGCGAACAAGCAGGACAUGGAGCAAGCAAUGACUCCAACCGAAGUGGCCAACGCUCUCGGUUUACCUGCGCUUAAAGACAGAAAGUGGCAGAUCUUCAAGACGUCUGCUACUAAAGGCACUGGCCUGGACGAGGCAAUGGAAUGGUUAGUGGAGUCACUGAAGAGCCGGCAGUAAAUGCACUCAGAAAGAAAAGACCUUGUAAAUAGGAACUUCAGAGACUUCUUAUCGAGUGUCCUUUGGACCAAUGACUGCGUUCUUCCUAUUGUGUGAAGAUCCUUCCCGUCGAGUGCAGAGACUGAUCGACUGGUGUUGAACGGAUGAACUCUACAAAUGUUUCCCCCUACCCUCUUCUCUUUUUUUUUUUUUUUUUUUUUGCUUUUCGUCUGUUUUUGGUAAACCGUAUCCACUACAUUUGUAACCUCAAAAGGUGUUUGCUUGUUAAAUUUGAGAUGGGGAAUAAUCAUCGCAGCUGGUAAUUGAGUUAAAGUGGGUCGAUAUUUAAGACUAAUCGUCAUUUGUAUGCUUUGGAUUUGUAAUGGCAUAUUUAUAUUUGCACGUGUACAGGGGAGUGCACUCCUGGCGUUAUGGCUGUGAAACAAUAAAUAUGCAGUCUACA
Danio rerio (zebrafish) is the source of this 1062-nucleotide messenger RNA. It is a transcript of the gene arl1, whose product is annotated as ARF like GTPase 1. Lineage: Eukaryota; Metazoa; Chordata; Actinopteri; Cypriniformes; Danionidae. Gene Ontology annotation, cellular component: cytoplasm; cytosol. Gene Ontology annotation, molecular function: GTP binding; GTPase activity. The record is from RefSeq and is marked provisional.